Messenger RNA from Dermacentor albipictus, 1355 nucleotides. The record is from RefSeq and is a predicted model, not a curated record. Lineage: Eukaryota; Metazoa; Arthropoda; Arachnida; Ixodida; Ixodidae.
ACAGCUGUUUCCCUGGACACAGGUCUUUGCUUGGACUUUGAAGUCCUUUCAAAUUACUGUCUUGCUUGCAGUAUCCACAAGGACAUGGGUGAUGAUGAUGAGGUAUGGCAAGCCUUUCAUCGUCCUGUAUGUGAAAAACACCGAAUGUUCAUCCCAUGCAAUGGAACCUGAAGCAGCAGUGCGCAUAUGGCAGAGGACUUUGUCAUACGAGACCCCACUGCGCUUCACAAGCUUCUUGAGUGAUGGGGACAGCAAAGCCUUUACUGCCGUCUGUGGGGCUGAGGUGUACGGUGACACUGUCAUCGAAAAAGAAGAGUGCACCAACCACGUUGCAAAACGCCUAGGCACUGCUCUGCGAAAAAUGACAACGCCACUGCCACGAGGUGAAAAGCUAACGGUCGCAGCCAUCCAGAAACUGCAGACAUACUACCAAAUAGCCAUAACAAAUAACAAGGGCAGUGUGCGCAGCAUGUACACUGCUAUAUGGGCCUCAUAUUUUCAUUGUUGCUCCAGUGAUGGGGCCAGCAGCCACAAAUUUUGCCCUGCUGAACCAGAUUCCUGGUGCAAACAUAGGUGUGCUGAAGCACUGGGGGAGCCUACACCACGCCACACCCCCUUGUUGACAAAAGCUCAGGGCUUGGCAAUUAUGCCUAUAUAUAAGCGCCUUACUGAUGAGAAGCUCCUGGCUCGGUGCCUUCAUGGCAAGACGCAAAACGCAGCAGAGUCACUCAACAGCAAGAUAUGGCUGCUGUGUCCAAAAACAAAAUUUGCUUCCCGGACAUCUGUGGAGACAGCCACGGCUAUUGCCGUGCUGUGGUACAAUAAAGGCCAUGCGGGCUUUGAAGAAGUCCUACAAGAGAUUGGAGUACUUCCCCCAGAAGAGUUGGUCACACAUAGCGACCAUUCUGAUGACAUGCGCGUAAAGAAAAUGAACUUGAAGCGAACCGCAGAAGCAAGGGCGCACCGUCGUAGCGCAGUGAAAAGGGCUCGCACCGAGGAGACCAACCGUAGGAGCCGGGAAGGGCCAAGCUACAGUGCAGGAGCAUUCUAGAAACUUUUGUGUGCUUUCUGUGAAGCUGCUCUUGAGUGUGACAAAGAUUAAUGCAAAAACAACUGGAUUUUGAAGAAUAGAAGGUUUUGAAACUUUCAAACCUGUUUUUCUCAUUUUCAAUUUUUUUGAUAUUUUCGUGUCUUCCGGGAAGCCUUUUGUACACUUAGAAUUGGUGUAUACUAAUGAAAUUUGGCACACAUACUCUUGAAGGUAUGUAGAAUACCGAUAUCUACUUGAAAUUUCAAUAUCAGUCGUCAGUAAUUACAAUAGUACGAAGUUAUGUCUCAGGGAACUAAAAGAAACA